This is a messenger RNA of Bacillus rossius redtenbacheri, 3048 nucleotides long. RefSeq lists its product as uncharacterized. The transcript is spliced from 4 exons. The record is from RefSeq and is a predicted model, not a curated record. The coding region runs from base 1 to 3048 and encodes 1015 amino acids. Lineage: Eukaryota; Metazoa; Arthropoda; Insecta; Phasmatodea; Bacillidae.
AUGAAAUACAUGGACGUCGUCAUGUACUGCGAGGUAGAGGACGACGAUGAAGCCUACAAACACAUGAAAAAGGCAGCCCUCGACCAUCGAGACCCGCAAGCCCACAACCCCAGGGACCCGCAAGCCCACAACCCCAGGGACCCGCAAGCCCACAACCCCAGGGACCCGCAAGCCCACAACCCCAGGGACCCGCAAGCCCACAACCCCAGGGACCCGCAAGCCCACAACCCCAGGGAACCGCAAGCCCACAACCCCAGGGACCCGCAAGCCCACAACCCCAGGGACCCGCAAGCCCACAACCCCAGGGACCCGCAAACCCUUACUGCAUUCGACCUCCGAGACCCGCCUGCAUUCGACCACCGAGACCCGCCUGCAUACGACCACCGAGACCCGCCUGCAUACGACCACCGAGACCCGCUUGCAUACGACCACCGCGACCCGCUUGCAUACGACCACCGAGACCCGCUUGCAUACGACCACCGAGACCCGCUUGCAUACGACCUCCGAGAUUCACCCGCCCACAACCCCAGGGACCCGCCAGCCCACAACCCCAGGGACCUGCCAGCCCACAACCCCAGGGACCCGCCAGCCCACAACCCCAGGGACCCGCCAGCCCACAACCCCAGGGACCCGCCAGCCCACAACCCCAGGGACCCGCCAGCCCACAACCCCAGGGACCCGCCAGCCCACAACCUCAGGGACCCACCAGCCCACAACCUCAGGGACCCAUUAUCCCACAACCUCAGGGACCCACCAGCCCACAACCUCAGGGACCCAUUAUCCCACAACCUCAGGGACCCACCAGCCCACAACCUCAGGGACCCAUUAUCCCACAACCCCAGGGACCCACCAGCCCACAACCUCAGGGACCCAUUAUCCCACAACCUCAGGGACCCACCAGCCCACAACCUCAGGGACCCAUUAUCCCACAACCCCAGGGACCCACCAGCCCACAACCUCAGGGACCCAUUAUCCCACAACCCCAGGGACCCAUUAUCCCACAACCCCAGGGACCCACCAGCCCACAACCUCAGGGACCCAUUAUCCCACAACCUCAGGGACCCACCAGCCCACAACCUCAGGGACCCAUUAUCCCACAACCUCAGGGACCCACCAGCCCACAACCUCAGGGACCCAUUAUCCCACAACCUCAGGAACCCACCAGCCCACAACCUCAGGGACCCAUUAUCCCACAACCCCAGGGACCCACCAGCCCACAACCUCAGGGACCCAUUAUCCCACAACCUCAGGGACCCACCAGCCCACAACCUCAGGGACCCAUUAUCCCACAACCCCAGGGACCCACCAGCCCACAACCUCAGGGACCCAUUAUCCCACAACCUCAGGGACCCACCAGCCCACAACCUCAGGGACCCAUUAUCCUACAACCCCAGGGACCCACCAGCCCACAACCUCAGGGACCCAUUAUCCCACAACCCCAGGGACCCACCAGCCCACAACCUCAGGGACCCAUUAUCCCACAACCUCAGGGACCCACCAGCCCACAACCUCAGGGACCCAUUAUCCCACAACCUCAGGGACCCAUUAUCCCACAACCUCAGGGACCCACCAGCCCACAACCUCAGGGACCCAUUAUCCCACAACCCCAGGGACCCACCAGCCCACAACCUCAGGGACCCAUUAUCCCACAACCUCAGGGACCCACCAGCCCACAACCUCAGGGACCCAUUAUCCCACAACCCCAGGGACCCACCAGCCCACAACCUCAGGGACCCAUUAUCCCACAACCCCAGGGACCCACCAGCCCACAACCUCAGGGACCCAUUAUCCCACAACCUCAGGGACCCACCAGCCCACAACCUCAGGGACCCAUUAUCCCACAACCUCAGGAACCCACCAGCCCACAACCUCAGGGACCCAUUAUCCCACAACCUCAGGGACCCACCAGCCCACAACCUCAGGGACCCAUUAUCCCACAACCCCAGGGACCCACCAGCCCACAACCCCAGGGACCCACCAGCCCACAACCCCAGGGACCCAUUAUCCCACAACCUCAGGGACCCAUUAUCCCACAACCUCAGGGACCCACCAGCCCACAACCUCAGGGACCCAUUAUCCCACAACCCCAGGGACCCACCAGCCCACAACCUCAGGGACCCAUUAUCCCACAACCUCAGGGACCCACCAGCCCACAACCUCAGGGACCCAUUAUCCCACAACCUCAGGGACCCACCAGCCCACAACCUCAGGGACCCAUUAUCCCACAACCUCAGGGACCCACCAGCCCACAACCUCAGGGACCCAUUAUCCCACAACCUCAGGGACCCACCAGCCCACAACCUCAGGGACCCAUUAUCCCACAACCUCAGGGACCCACCAGCCCACAACCUCAGGGACCCAUUAUCCCACAACCUCAGGGACCCACCAGCCCACAACCUCAGGGACCCAUUAUCCCACAACCUCAGGGACCCACCAGCCCACAACCUCAGGGACCCAUUAUCCCACAACCUCAGGGACCCACCAGCCCACAACCUCAGGGACCCAUUAUCCCACAACCCCAGGGACCCACCAGCCCACAACCUCAGGGACCCAUUAUCCCACAACAUCAGGGACCCACCAGCCCACAACCUCAGGGACCCAUUAUCCCACAACCUCAGGGACCCACCAGCCCACAACCUCAGGGACCCAUUAUCCCACAACCUCAGGGACCCACCAGCCCACAACCCCAGGGACCCGCCAGCCCACAACCUCAGGGACCCACCAGCCCACAACCUCAGGGACCCAACAGCCCACAACUUUAGGACCCACCAGCCCACAACUUCAGGGACCCACCAGCCUACAACCUCCGAGAUCCCCAAGCCUGCCAGCCUGGCAUGGGACAAGUUCGGAUGUGUGACCCUGAGCGACUACAUUGAUGUGUACCUGAAGACAGACGUGCUGCUGCUCACUGAUGUUUUCGAAAACUUUCGUCAGCUUUGCCUCGAGACUCACAGCAUCGACUUCAGCCACUACGUCAACGCACCAGGGUUCACUUUCGAUGCAAUGCUUAAGGGGACCGCCUCGUCAGGGGUGUAUGUGUGUCAGUGA